Messenger RNA from Drosophila gunungcola (fruit fly), 382 nucleotides. RefSeq lists its product as uncharacterized. The transcript has a single exon. The coding region runs from base 110 to 364 and encodes 84 amino acids. The record is from RefSeq and is a predicted model, not a curated record. NCBI's taxonomy places the organism in Eukaryota, Metazoa, Arthropoda, Insecta, Diptera, Drosophilidae.
UCUGUCAUGAAAAUGUCACUUUUUGGUUAAAACUAUUGAAAACUUACAAAUUUUGAACAUCUAAAUUUUAGUUUUCUGAGCUGGGGCAUUUUUCUUUCUUGCCUUUAUAAUGGUGUGCCGCUUUAAUCCCUUUUAUAUAGGACCAGUGCCGCCAAGCUGCUGUACGGAUCUGAAUCCUGAUUGUAAUUGCCCAGCCUGUUCGCCAGAUACUGGGUAUCAGGAGCCUCGACCCGUUAAUGAGGACUGCAAGGGAGUAUCCAAAAAGGAGACCAAGGAAAGCAAAUGUAAUCCACCAUGCAAAGAAGCCCCCAAGAAAGAAAAGUCUAAGAAGCCCAAAAAGAAAGAUACUAAAAACACAAAAUAAAAAGAGUUUUUGCCAAUA